UUGUGCAGAGCUGUCAAAUUUUCCCGCCAUGUCAGUGUCACGCGUUUCGUUGUUCGUCGUCAUCGCGCUUUUGUACUUGGAAUGCUGUUAUACAGCCACGAUUCCAAGGAAUUUCGAAGGUCGCAUGUCAGAAGAAAUGAUCAUGACUCCUAAGAAGAGGCCAUUCUGCAACGCAUUUACUGGUUGUGGACGCAAGAGGUCCCAACAAUCUCCCGGAAUGCCUGCGCAAGAGUUGAUGAGGCAGAAACAGUAUGUCGAUGAUGAAGCUUUUGGCACGAUUUUGGACUCGGAGGCUGCAAUCGAAGAACUUUCGCGACAAAUUCUCUCCGAAGCCAAGUUAUGGGAGGCCAUUCAAGAAGCCAGCGCCGAAAUAGCAAGGAGGAAACAAAAAGAAUCGUAUUAACUCGAUUACAACGAUGUAUCGAUACCGUAGCGUUUCAAUCGAUUAGAAAUAAAAAAAUAAACUGUUAACCAAUACUCGGCUACGGUUAAUGUUGCCAUUUAGUUAUAGUAAUGUUGCGAGACGAAAAAAAUCGGCCAUCUUCUUUUUUUAACUGUCAUAACUUUUUUCUUUAAACCGUGUAACACGAAUUUGUUAUAAUUUCUUCAUAAUAUAAAUACAUACUCGUAAAGAAAACCUUUUUCAAAACAAUACAAUUUAUUAAAAAUUACACUUUAUAUACUUACUUAACUAUAUUUUUAUGUACAGACGCCAGCAGGUCAACCUAUCCUAACCUGUCAAAUGUUACCAAUCGAACAUCAACCUUCCACUAUUGUGAUAAGGUUGAAAAUCUAUUGAAGACAUUUGACAGAUUCAGGUACUAUUUAAGUUGACAUAUUUUAUAAAUGAGUAUGUAUUCCGAGUUUGUAAAGCAUUGGCCUGAAUCGAAUCCAAAAUCAUACUGAGAAAAAAAAGAAAGUCGAGUAACUUACAAAAAUGUUAAU
Molecule: messenger RNA, 945 nt
Organism: Helicoverpa zea (corn earworm)
Lineage: Eukaryota; Metazoa; Arthropoda; Insecta; Lepidoptera; Noctuidae
Gene: CCAP
Product: cardioactive peptide
Exons: 4
Coding region: 29-403 (124 amino acids)
Source: RefSeq, a predicted model, not a curated record